AUGAAUAUGUUUAUUAAUUGUCCACUUUCUGUGAAGAAUAAUUUAAAUACCACUAAACUGACUCAGGAAACCAAUGAAAAACACAUGUAUCCUCAGCCUUAUGAAUUUCUUAUCAAUGAAGAAAACAAAUGUAAAGGAAAAACACCAUUUCUGGUGUUUUUAAUCUGUUCUCAACCUAAUGAAAGUUCACACAGAGACAGCAUCAGGAACACCUGGGGAAAUGAAACUGUGGUACCAGGAUAUCAUGUGGUUCGCCUAUUCAUGCUGGGUGUUCAGAAAGAAUAUAGCACUGAAAACAUAAUGCAAGAAAGUAGUAAGUAUCAUGAUAUUAUUCAGCAGGACUUUCAAGAUACCUAUAACAACCUAACCCAUAAAGUUCUUAUGGGUAUAAAAUGGGUUACUUUUUAUUGUCCCAAUGCACAUUUUGUCAUGAAAACUGACACAGAUGUGUUUGUUAAUACAGAGACUCUGAUACAAAAGCUCUUAGUUACAAUUUCACCUUCAGAGCUUUACUUCAGUGGCUUUCCUAUGAGAAAUGCUUCACCUAUACGAAAUUCUAAUAGCAAGUGGUACAUGCCAAUGGAUAUCUAUCCUCAAGAUCCAUACCCAGAUUUUUGUUCUGGAACUGGAUAUGUGUUUUCAGGAUCCUUGGCCUCAAAAAUUUACAAUGCGUCUUUAAGCAUUAAAUACAUACAUUUAGAAGAUGUGUACAUAGGUUUAUGUCUUCAGAGAUUAGGAGUACCAAUAAAAUCACCACCUAGAAUGUCUUUCUUUAAUCUAUAUAAAGUAAAAUUUUCUCCAUGUAUUUAUAAUGGUCUUAUUACUGCCCAUUACAUUCUUCCCUCUGAAAUGAUUAUAUUCUGGAAUCUCUUACAAGCGGGUAAACAUUCUUGUUCUGAGUAG
Molecule: messenger RNA, 903 nt
Organism: Orycteropus afer afer
Lineage: Eukaryota; Metazoa; Chordata; Mammalia; Tubulidentata; Orycteropodidae
Product: beta-1,3-galactosyltransferase 2-like
Exons: 1
Coding region: 1-903 (300 amino acids)
Cellular component (GO): membrane
Molecular function (GO): N-acetyl-beta-D-glucosaminide beta-(1,3)-galactosyltransferase activity
Source: RefSeq, a predicted model, not a curated record